This is a messenger RNA of Microplitis demolitor, 4578 nucleotides long. RefSeq lists its product as uncharacterized. Gene Ontology annotation, biological process: telomere maintenance; DNA repair. NCBI's taxonomy places the organism in Eukaryota, Metazoa, Arthropoda, Insecta, Hymenoptera, Braconidae. The coding region runs from base 1 to 4578 and encodes 1525 amino acids. Gene Ontology annotation, molecular function: DNA helicase activity. The transcript has 4 exons. The record is from RefSeq and is a predicted model, not a curated record.
AUGGGUCGAAGAAAAAUUGAAAGAACAGCAGCUGAAGAAGCAGAAAUUAAAAAAGCUCGUAAUGAAAAAAGAAAAGAGCAGAGACGUAAUCAAUCAGUGGAAAAGAAAAAUUGCACAGUAACUCAACAAACCGCUUCUAUUAAAAUUUCAUCUAAUAGUUUAUGCAUGCCAAACAAAACGAAUGUAUCAUUGAUCAAUAAUUUGAGUACGCCAGGACAUUACAAUAAAUUUAUUAAUGACACUUUUGAAAAUGAAGUAAACGAUUUACUUGCUACUCCUUCAACAUCACGUGAUAUAAUUCCGCUUACGUCAAAUCAGUUCCCAAGUCAGCAAUCUGAACAAACUAAUAGUACAUUAGUGUCCCCAAGACUAAUAGACUUUCAGAACUGUUCCUCGGAACAUAAUUCUAACAGAUCAUCACCGUCCCUGUUUACUGAGUCCCAGAAUUUUCUUUCUGAACAUGAUUACAGUACAUCAUCACAGCCUAAAUUGACUGAACUCCAGAAUCGUCAUUCUGAGCACAAUUAUUACAAAAAAAUAAUUAAUCAAUCCUCUAACAGUGUGAAUUUUACUAAUGAAAACUUGAUUCAAAAUGAAUCGAAUGUGAAUAAUAUAACCGGUAUAGAUAAGAUUCAACAAAAUUAUUUAGGUGAAAUGAAUGUUAGCUGUCACCACUGCAAUGCAAAACAUUUUAGUGCUGAAAAAGUAGCAAAUAAAGCCAAUUCGUUUAAUGAGUGCUGCCGACACGGAGAAGUAGCAUUAAAGUCUCAGCCGGAAUUUCCGAUACUUUUGAAAUCUUUAUUUGAGGGAACUCAUGAGAAAUCUAAUAACUUUUUUGAUCGCAUUCGUAAUUUCAAUAGUUCGUUCUCUUUCGCUUCUUUUAACGCUAAUUUAGUUGAUUUAUCUUCUCAAAGACGGGGUCCAUAUUGUUUUAAAAUCCAAGGACAGAUUUACUAUCAAAUAAAUACUUCUCUAUAUCCAAAUUCAAAUGAAUCUCCCAGUUAUGGUCAGUUAUUUAUUGUGGAUACGACCGAAGCAGUAGAAUGUCGAUCUAAAAGAAAUGUGAAUUGUGAUGUGAAUCUUUUGAAAGACAUCGACGUAAUAUUACGUCAACAUAAUAUUUUUGCUAAGUCCUAUCAAAUGAUGAAAGAUGUAUUAAAAAAUUCAUCCGUAAUUGAUGAAAACGGUGGUAUUGUUGAACCUGAGUUGAACUUGAUUUUUACACUAAAACCUGGUAUGGAUGUUAGACGUUAUAAUUUCCAAAGAGUCAAUGAAGUUGCAGCAGUUUUCUCUACGACAGUUGACGGAGAAAUUCCUGAAUCUUAUGUUACGGUUCAAAAUAAGAAUACAAAAACUUUUCAGUAUCUAAGCACGAUGGAUCCUAAUACCGAGCCUUGGGUUUACCCCUUAUUUUAUCCAACCGGUAAUCAAGGAUGGCAUGAGUCUAUACCUUACGUUCAUAAAACUAAUCGAAGGAAAAAAUUACGUGCUGAAUCGUAUCAAGGUUUAUUAGACCAUCUUCAUUCGCGGAAUAACAAUAGUGAUACAAAUUCAAACAUAGGUCGAAUUGUUAUUUUACCUUCAAGUUUUCCUGGUUCAGCACGUAAUAUGUUGCAACAUUAUCAAGAUGCAAUGUCAAUCGUACGGAUAUUUCGUAAGCCAGAUUUAUUUAUUACGAUGACCUGUAAUCCUAAAUGGCGCGAAAUUUCGGAUAAUUUAUUACCUGGACAAAGCGCUUCAGACAGACCUGACUUAGUUGCACGCGUUUUUGAUUUGAAAAAAAACGCAUUGAUUAAAAUGAUUAUGAAAGAUAAUCUUUUUGGUGAAGUUGUUGCCUACAAUUGGGUUAUCGAAAUUCAAAAACGAGCGUUACCACAUUUACAUAUGUUAAUAACGUUGAAAAGCAAUUGCAAAAUAGUAACCCCUGAUCGUGUCGAUGAAAUUAUAUCUGCAGAAAUCCCAAAUCAAACGGAUAAUCCUAUAUUGUGCGAUAUUGUCUCGAGAAACAUGCUUCACGGUCCUUGUGGAGAUUGGUGUUUAGUUAACGGAGUUUGUUCAAAAAAGUUUCCUAAAAAUUUUCGUGAUGUAACAACGAUGGAUGAAAAUGGAUAUCCUUUUUAUCGUCGGCGAGACAACGGAACAACAUUCACGCGAAAUGAUUAUGUCUUCGAUAACCGUCAUGUAGUUCCAUACAAUGCAACUUUAUUAGUAACUUUUAAUUGUCAUAUUAAUGUAGAAGUCGUUUCCUCAAUAAAAGCAGUAAAAUAUUUAUAUAAAUACGUAUAUAAAGGUCACGAUAAAGCAGGAAUAACAAUAAAUGGGAGGAUACCAAAUGAUCAACCUGCAUUAAGUAUAACCGAAAAUCGAACAUCACACGAUUCGAACAUCAAUACAAUUGAUCACGAUGAAGUUCGUAACUUCGUCGACGCUCGCUAUGUUGGUCCUGUUGAAGCUGCUUGGCGUAUUUUAUCCAAGCAUUUACAAAAUAAAAGUCAUUCCAUUAUCCGUUUACCAGUACAUUUACCGUUUACAGUACAACCGAACCAGCAAAAUGUAACAAUAAAUGAUGAUUGUAAUCAUGAUGAACUUCAAGAAGCUUUACAAAAACAGACUAUGUUAAUCGAUUAUUUUUCUUUAAAUAAACGAGAUACAUCUGCUCGGCAGUAUAUAUACAGUGACAUUCCACGUCACUACGUAUUAAAAAAAAAUAAUGAAACUAAAAUUUCAUCUUGGCAGCCACGAAAAAGAAAUUUCAACGUUAUUGGUCGUAUGUAUUCUGUUAGUCCUUCUCAGAUUGAAUUAUUUCAUCUCAGAUUAUUAUUAAUACACAUCAAAGGUGCGAAAAGUUUCGAAGAACUUAAAACAGUGAACGGAAUCAUCUGUGAUACUUUUAUGUCAGCAUGUUUAGCUGCCGGAUUGAUCGAAGACGAUCAAGAAUGGAGACGUACGCUAAAUGAAGCGGUAAGUUGGAUGAUGCCACGACAAUUACGCUGUUUGUUCGCCCGUAUACUGAUUCACUGCCAACCUCUUAAUCCAGAAAAACUGUGGGAGGAGUUUAAGUUAGCAAUGUCUGAGGAUGUUUCUAGAAGAUUAGGCUUAGAAGAAGGACAGAAAAGAGCUUACGUCUAUAUUAAUUCUAUUCUUCAACGAGAAGGUUUUAGUCUUUCAGUAUAUCCUGGCAUGCCACAAAUAAACGAUAUUGAAAUUUCAAAUUUUAUUAUAAAUGCAAUUGAAUGUAACACAUACGAUAUUCCUAACUGUGUCUAUAUAGAUGGGCCUGGUGGAUCUGGAAAAACGUUUGUUUACACUACGUUAUGUCAAAUUCUGAAAAAUAAAAAUAAAAAUGUUUGUACAAUGGCGUAUACAGGCAUUGCAGCGACUCUUUUACCUAAUGGGAAAACUGUUCAUAAAACAUUCGGUUUACCUGUUCCCAUGUUUUCUGAUUCGUCAUCACAUAUUAAGCCCAAUUCAGUUCAAGGAGAAUAUUUAAAGAAUGUAGACGUAUUCGUUUGGGAUGAAGCUCCAAUGUCACCUCGACACGCGUUAGAAAUCAUCGACCGAACUUUACGCCAAAUUAUGAACAAUGACAUUCCUUUUGGAGGAAAAAUGAUGAUUUUAGGUGGUGAUUUUCGACAAUUGCUUCCAGUCCAACCUAAUGCUACCCGAACUGAAACUGUUAAUAUGUCCAUUAAAUAUAGCGCAUUAUGGAUACAUUUUCGAAAGUUUUCAUUAACCCAGAAUAUGCGAGCUUUACCAGAAGAAAUUGAAUUUGUACAAUUUUUAUUAAACGUUGGUGAUGGAAGCCUUAAUAAUUUAGAUGAUGAAUUAAAUCUUCCUGACAUGUGUUCAACAUCAAAAAAUAAUGAUAUUGUAGAUAAUGUGUACGGUAAUAUUAUUAGAGGUAAACGUUAUUCCGAGCUUUCAAAAUCUGUAAUUCUAUCAGCUAGAAAUGUAGAUGUAGAUGUAAUCAACCGACAAGUGGUUGAUCUUUUAGAUUCAUCAACGGAAAAAAAUUAUGCGGCUAUUGACAGUACAGAAAAUUGUGACAAUGGUAAUAUGGACGAUGCUAUUUUACCCGAAUAUUUAAAUACAAUAAAUCCACCCAAUUUUCCUCCUUACGAACUUCAUUUGAGACAAUAUGCUAUAGUCAUGUUGCUUAGAAAUAUAAACUUAAGCGAAGGACUUUGUAAUGGUACAAGAUUGAUCGUUGAAGAUUUGGGAGUUUUCGUUUUACGGUGUAAAAUUUUGACCGGUGAUAAAGCUGGUGAUAUUGUUUUUAUUAAUAGAAUGACAUUGUAUUGCGAAAAUAUAUAUCCUUUUACUUUUAAAAGACGCCAGUUUCCAAUUAAAGUAGCAUUUUGUAUGACCAUUAAUAAAGCCCAAGGUCAAACUUUUGAUAAAGUCGGAAUUGAUCUCACCAAAGACGUCUUCAAUCACGGUCAAUUGUACGUAGCUUUUUCGAGAGUCCGAGCUUGGUCAGCGUUACAAGUUUAUUUAGAUCCUACUAAGACCAAUAAUAUAGUAUAUGCAUCUCCACACGCGCGCUUGCGCGCGCAACAUACACUAGUCCUGAGUUAA